This is a messenger RNA of Laccaria bicolor S238N-H82, 786 nucleotides long. RefSeq lists its product as uncharacterized. The coding region runs from base 1 to 786 and encodes 261 amino acids. Lineage: Eukaryota; Fungi; Basidiomycota; Agaricomycetes; Agaricales; Hydnangiaceae. The record is from RefSeq and is a predicted model, not a curated record. The transcript has 2 exons.
AUGGAUACUCCUCCUCCGUACACCCCAGGCUCCACCUUGACAAUCAAAGUUUCUGAAGUCUACAUCAUCGUCACAGUAGAAAAGCAAUUCACUCCUUACACAUCCAGCCAGGUACUCGUCGUCCAUGCAACUUCUACUAGUGCCAAAUUACCACCAAACCACCCUCCACUCGGCACUCCUAUAAUUUUGAAAAUUUACGAUCCUCGCUACGUCGAGAACCGCGAAGCCUUCUAUGGUUAUGAUGGCACCUUUUUUCCUGCGAAACCGUGGUCCUUAGAAGACGAAGAAAAAGCCACCGCCUAUCGCGAAGCCAUGGAGGAUUGGAACGACCUAAUUAGCGACGAGGUCGAGAUGGCAAAUCCGGGCAUGGUCAUUGAAUUCAAAUUAUUUCUAAAGGCAUACACUUCGUGGACUCGAGAGGUCAACGCCUACCUUGCACUUGCUGAUUCUCCUCUUUCCGGUUUCUCUGUACCGACGUUGUAUGGUAUUGGGGAUUUCAUACCAGAAGAGCCACGCGCAAUCGUACCCCGCAUACUCCUUGAAUAUGUCCCGCACUCAACGUCGCUUGACAAACUCCAAAAUAUCAAACUCAUGAUCACGCCAUGGCACAUCCGCACUCUCCUUGCGGCCACUCGGAAAAUGAAUGAACUGGGAGUCGUUCACUGGGAGUUGCAUCCUGGCAACAUCCUUCUUUGUCCAGAUCGUGUGGUUAUUGUCGAUUUUGAAUUGAAAAACGUAUCUGCCGCCUGUCUGCGCAUCAAGGAAGGGGCGUCGGGGAGUCUAUGA